Messenger RNA from Cucurbita maxima (winter squash), 1393 nucleotides. Its product is annotated as dnaJ protein ERDJ3B-like. NCBI's taxonomy places the organism in Eukaryota, Viridiplantae, Streptophyta, Magnoliopsida, Cucurbitales, Cucurbitaceae. The record is from RefSeq and is a predicted model, not a curated record. Gene Ontology annotation, biological process: protein folding. The transcript is spliced from 11 exons. Bases 155 to 1195 code for a protein of 346 amino acids.
CAGAGACAAGAAGCAAGUUCGUUUGAUCUUCGUGAAAAAUCCAGUAAUGUGCCUUGUUGAUCUGUGAUCGAUUCCACGAACUCUGAAUAAUUUCUUUGAGAGAUCAUUUCAUUUCCCCCCUUUGUGUUUCUUACACCCUUCGUCACUCUCCCCGAUGGCGCAUCGGAGAACGAAACUCUUCUUCGUUGUUUGUGCCCUCUGCUACGUUCUUUCCGCCAUUGCAGGGAAGAGCUAUUACGACAUACUGCAAGUGCCGAAGGGUGCGUCAGAAGAGCAGAUCAAAAGGGCGUAUAGGAAGCUCGCUCUGAAGUACCAUCCUGAUAAGAAUCAGGGAAACGAGGAAGCCAAUAAACGAUUUUCGGAGAUUAGCAAUGCUUAUGAGGUUCUAGCCGACGGAGAGAAGAGGAACAUUUAUGAUAGAUACGGAGAGGAGGGUCUGAAACAGCAUGCUGCAAGUGGAGGUAGAGGUGGAGGGAUGGGGAUGAACAUUCAGGAUAUUUUUAGUCAGUUUUUUGGCGGAGGAGGUGGUAUGGAAGAGGAAGAGAAAAUUCCUAAAGGUGACGACGUAGUUGUGGAAUUGGAUGCGUCAUUGGAAGAUCUCUACAUGGGUGGUUCAUUGAAGGUAUGGAGGGAGAAGAACGUAUUGAAGCCAGCGCCGGGUAAGAGGCGUUGUAAUUGUAGAAAUGAAGUCUAUCACAAGCAGAUUGGUCCUGGAAUGUACCAGCAGAUGACAGAACAAGUCUGUGAGCAAUGCCCCAAUGUCAAAUUUGAAAGAGAAGGAUAUUUUGUUACUGUUGAUAUUGAGAAAGGGAUGCAAGAUGGGCAAGAGGUCACUUUCUAUGAAGAUGGUGAGCCAAUGAUUGAUGGAGAAGCUGGAGAUCUUAGGUUCCGCAUACGCACGGCACCUCAUGACCUUUUCAGAAGGGAAGGCAAUGACUUGCAUGCCACGAUCACCAUCACACUGGUACAAGCCCUUGUCGGUUUCGAGAAAAGUCUCAAACACCUUGAUGAACAUUUAGUCGAAAUCGGAACAAAGGGAAUAACAAAACCCAAGGAAGUAAGGAAGUUCAAAGGAGAAGGCAUGCCAUUGCAUUUCAGCACAAAGAAAGGCGAUCUCUAUGUCACAUUUGAGGUCUUGUUUCCCACAUCACUAACAGAGGAUCAGAAGACAAAUAUCCAGAAAAUUCUGGGUUAGUUAGCAGCAGGUUAUAUAGAUUUUGCAAUUCUUUUUCUCUUUUUUGUUGCGCUCAAUCUCAAAGAUGCAUGCAUACCCAUUGUAGUAGACUGAAAGAUCAUUAAGAAAAUUUGGUAAUUGCUGAGCCCUGCAGAAGUUUUGAUUGAUUUAUUUAACAAUGAUGUUAUCCAUGAUGAUAUUGAUCUUUGAUGUUGUUAA